Messenger RNA from Ornithorhynchus anatinus (platypus), 912 nucleotides. RefSeq names its product taste receptor type 2 member 41-like. The transcript has a single exon. Gene Ontology annotation, biological process: sensory perception of taste; G protein-coupled receptor signaling pathway; detection of chemical stimulus involved in sensory perception of bitter taste. Gene Ontology annotation, cellular component: membrane. Gene Ontology annotation, molecular function: bitter taste receptor activity; G protein-coupled receptor activity. The record is from RefSeq and is a predicted model, not a curated record. Bases 1 to 912 code for a protein of 303 amino acids. Lineage: Eukaryota; Metazoa; Chordata; Mammalia; Monotremata; Ornithorhynchidae.
AUGGCAGCCCCCCUGACCAUCUUCUUUUUCAGCCUUUAUCUGCUGGUGCUGCUGGUGGGGAUCCUGGGUGACGGAUUCAUCGCGGGGCUGUUGGGCAGCGUGUGGGUCCGACGCAGGAAGCUGCCUCCGUGCGACAUGAUCGUGGCCAGCCUAGGAACCUCCAGGUUUUUCCUAUUGUUGUUGUCGAUGCUGAAUGGGAUCUGCAUCUUGGUCUCCCCCAGACCAUAUUACUCCCCAUUUCUCUUCUACUGCAUGUUUUUCUGGGACCUUUUGAACUUGUUCUCCUUCUGGUUUGCGGCGGGGCUCAGCGUCUUCUACUGCGUGAAGAUCACCACCUUCACCCACCCAUUCUUCCUCUGGCUGAAGCAGAAGAUCUCGGGGAUGGUGCCUUGGUUCCUCAUAGGUUCCAUAUUGGUUUCCUGUGUCUCCACUUUCCCCUUCAUUAUCCACAACAGCGCUAACUCCACCUGGUGUAACAACUCUGGGAACAGAACUGAGGUUGACUGGAAGACCUUCCAGUCACUCAAAGUCCUGGUCAUGAUCUUCAUCCCAAUGAGUGUCCCAGUCCUCCUGCUCCUCAUCUCCUCCAUCCUGCUGGCCACCUCCCUCCGGAGACACCUGAGGGCCAUGCAGCACCACGGCCCCGGCCUGCAGGACUGUAGCACCAAGGCUCACAGGCGUGCGCUCGCAUCGCUGACCUCCUUACUCUCCUUCUAUGUUUGGUACUUCAUCUCUCUGGUCUUAACCUCGGCCUUCACCAUUCCAUUUGACAGUUCCUGGAUAUGGCUAGUCCAGCUGGCGACUUUCUUGGGGACAACAUGCCACCCUCUCUUGCUGACGUGGAACAACCCCAAAAUCCGGCGGGCCUUAGAGAGGAGGCUGCAUCACAUCUCAGCCUGCCAGACACCGUGA